This is a messenger RNA of Coffea arabica (coffee), 1928 nucleotides long. Lineage: Eukaryota; Viridiplantae; Streptophyta; Magnoliopsida; Gentianales; Rubiaceae. The record is from RefSeq and is a predicted model, not a curated record.
GUUGAGCCUUUUAAGUUUAGUGGGCUAGCUUUUUUUUUUCUUUUUGGGUAAGCAGUGGCUGCUUCUUUUGCUCUCCGGCAGUAUAUUUUUAUGUUUUCGCUUACCAGCUGUGGAUGGUAAAUGGUUGGACUUGCUAAGGAGUUCACCAAACUUUGUAGUGGUGUCCUCUGAGAUGCUUGUUAGGUCUUUCACUGCUAAUCUCCAACAUUAUGUUUAAAAUAGGUUUCGGCAGUAAGUUUUCACUGGUAAUUGUGAGUUUCUUCAUCUCUUCAAUUUCAGAAUUUGCAAUCUCAUCCUGUUGAAGUUUUAAUGUGCUGGAUGUAGAAUAUCGAGGUAAAAUCAACAGAAAGAACUCAACUUGAUCGUGCAAAAAUUUAACUAGUCAAUUGGAAAGGGAAGGGAAUUGAUCAGACACCAAAUGAUGCAUGAACUGACAGGCACAUCUUUCUCUCGAAGAACUAAUUCGCAGUUUUGUGUUUUCCUCCCAUGGUGUUUUUUUCAUAGCAUUUCCAUCUCUCUCUCUGUGGGAUGCGAGGCUGAGUUUCGGUUCCUACUGGUUCUUCUUUCCUUGCAAGUUUUAAGGGUUUUGGAAUGUGAGGCGAGUUACGGUGUUCUUUUGCAUGUGGUGUUUGUCAUGGGUUAUAUUGAAUCAGACUCUGGAUCAUCUGUUUCUGUAGUAGAUUGGACUAAUCUUGCAGUCGAUAUUCUUGAUGCAAUUCUGAGCAAGUUGGUUUUGAUCCCGGAUUACAUACGAUUUGGAACCGUUUGCAGAAAAUGGCGUUCAAUUGCUCUCAAUAAAAAACUGAACCGUAUCGAAUCAAGCCAGCAACAGCCCCCCGAUGCUCUUGAUCCCUGUGGACAGGAAGUCAAGAACACCGUAAUUUGUGCAGUGUUUUCGAGGAUAAACAAGAAGAAGAUUUUUCCAUCACAUUGAUCAAUCCCUUAUCUGUCCCCGGUAGAUCCAGAAAUUCUUCCUGAAUCCACGGGCUACAAACUUAACCCUGAGAAUUUCAUUCGCAAGGUAACUUUGUCCUGUGAUCCUUGUUUGUAUCCAGACAGAUGAUUACGUGGUUGCUGCAAUCCAGAGACCAGCAGAGGCUGUGGGAUUCACAAGGUCAGGUGACGAGUCUUGGAAUUAGCCCUGCAGGCGGUUUUUGGAUGCGAGUGACGUUCAGUUUUACAAGGGGCGGCUGUAUGCUGUAAACUGCAAAAAUCAGCUUGUUGCUUUGGACUACAGUUGCCAAAAUGAAUCAUCAGGCAGCAAAGACGCAAAAGAUCCCCUCGAAUUUGAACAUAGAUUUAUUGUUGGUCAUGAUAGGUAUGCAGGUGCUGCUCCAAUGGAAUACUUGAUCGUACAAGAACCUGCAGAUUGGUUUGGCCUCGUAUCUAGUUGAAUCACUGGAAGGAGAACUACUUUUAGUCCAUAGGCUUCACCUCUGGUUGCAGGAUUAUCAAGAAUAUGAUCUCCAGGUGACUGUAAAGUUCAAGGUUUACAAGCUAACAACCAAAAGAUCAAGUGAUCGACGAGUUCGAAUGGGUUGAAUUCCAGAGUUUCGGCAACCACUCUAUAUCUGUAAUUGCCAGCCAAAUUCUAUAUACACUUAACAGAUGACAACACUGACAGAGAUCUUCAUCAUCCUUGGGAAGCUAUUGACAUGGGAGUUUUUCACCUGGACAAUGAACAGAUUGAGAUGCACUAUGACCUUCCUCAAGCUCUAAGAUACAUGCCACCAGCAGCAUGGAUGUGCCCAAGAUUGCAGUAAACUAGAACUUUAUUAUCUUCUAUAGAUUUCUACGUAUUCUAGCUUGUUUAAAAUGACUGCUGCUGAGUGUUCAUCUCUGCCUCUAGUUCCUUUGUCCCAACCAAAAAACGCCUAACAUAUUUAUAGAUUGAAGAAAAAAAUGAAGGCUGAAGACAUAUCUAAACA